AGAACCACCUAAACAUUUCGCUGCUUCUUCGCUUCUUCACUUCUUCCCCAUUGCCGUUCGAGACCAGUUUCUGAUCUCCGGUCUGAACCUCCGAGAACUCGAAUAAUCAAGAAAAAUGACAGAGGCGGUGAUAAGGAAGAAGCCAGGGAUGGCUAGCGUCAAGGAUAUGCCGAUCCUACAAGACGGGCCUCCUCCUGGUGGGUUUCCUCCAGUCCGAUACGCCCGUCGGAUACCUAACAAGGGUCCGAGUGCAAUGGCUAUUUUUCUUGCUGCUUUUGGCGCCUUCUCUUAUGGCAUGUACCAAGUCGGCCAGGGUAACAAGAUCCGAAGGGCACUCAAGGAGGAGAAGUAUGCUGCACGCAGAGCAAUAUUGCCUGUGCUUCAGGCUGAGGAAGAUGAAAGAUUCGUCAAAGAGUGGAAGAAGUAUCUUGAAUAUGAGGCUGAAGUAAUGAAAGAUGUUCCUGGUUGGAAAGUUGGUGAAAGUGUUUAUAAUUCUGGGAAAUGGAUGCCCCCAGCAACUGGUGAGCUUCGACCUGAUGUCUGGUGACAUUGCUUUGGCAUCUCUAUUUUUGUGUUGCAUCUUUAUGGUCAUUAUUUUCCUAUUCUGUUCAUGUAAGUUUAAUGGUACUACUCUAUCUUGUUCCAUUCUAGAGAAAUAAAUGCCAGAAACCAAUUUACAUGUGUUGGAAAUACAUCUUAUUGCAGAACCUGUAUUUCCUCCUCAAGACAUCAUUGUCUCUUUCAAUUUCCACAAAAUACAUAAGAAAGAUGAUAUUGCAUC
Rubroshorea leprosula is the source of this 781-nucleotide messenger RNA. NCBI's taxonomy places the organism in Eukaryota, Viridiplantae, Streptophyta, Magnoliopsida, Malvales, Dipterocarpaceae. The record is from the annotation of a GenBank genome assembly.